AAAGUUAAAAAAGUAAUCAAAAAGUAGAUAGAUUGUAUAGAUUGAGACGCAUCUUUCCAUUAACCGCAACCGUAGUUACUCUCGAUAUUUAUUUUUAUAAAAAGUUUUUGAUAGAUUUGGCGGAAGUUUUAGAGUGUUACAUUACUAAGGGCAGCCCUCAUGACGAACACAGAAGAGGAUGAAAUUCAGAAAAUGCUUCAUUUUGUACCCCAGGUAGCAGAAAUUUUUGAUGUCAAAGAAAAAAUAGGAGAAGGCACAUUUAGUAAAGUAUAUCGAGCUAUUGUUAAAGGAACUGGUGUGAAAAAAGAAUAUGCCCUAAAAUAUUUAGUGCCAACAAGUAAACCUGCUCGCAUUGCUACUGAGUUACAAUGUCUCAAAGAUGUUGGGGGUUCCUGUAAUGUAAUAGGUGUGGAAUUUUGUUUUAUGAAUAAUGGCCAUGUAGUUAUUGUCAUGCCAUAUUACGCUCAUCAGAGAUUCUCUGAUUAUGUCCGGCUUUUAUCUGUCAGUGACAUUAGAGAAUACAUGCGAAAUCUCUUAAUUGCUUUGGGAAAGAUACAUUCUUAUGGAAUUAUACACCGGGAUGUUAAACCUAAUAAUUUUUUAUAUAACCAGUAUGUGAAAAGUUAUACCUUGGUUGAUUUUGGUUUGGCAGAAAAAGCAAAUGAUUUGCAUUCCAGAUAUGCUGUUAAUCGUCAGCCUUUGUCUGAUUCAUCUGGGAGAUUAAAUAAAGAUGUUCAUCUUGAGACAGAAGAGGCUCAAAAUUUUCAGACCAUAUCACCAGAAGCAGUAGCAUCAUUAGUUAAUGCAACAAAACAUCCAGUUGCCCAUAAUUCUAAUUGUGAAAAUGUAUCUAAGAAACGAAAGUUAUCCUCCUCUAUAGUACCUGCAAUAAAUGAAAGCUUACCUCUCCCAGAUACCAAUUUCAUUGCUCCUGCCCAGCCAAGAAUUCAAUUUCAACCUCAUUUGAAACCAAAAGAAACUACUAAACAUGGCAAAGGUAAAGCCCGAGAAUGUGGCUGCUUCAGAAGGCCAACUGUAUGUAAAAUAUGUACUGGCAGGGAAACAGAGAAUGCACCUCGUGGCGGAACUGCAGGUUUCAGAGCUCCAGAAGUUCUUUUAAAACACAGACAGCAAACUACAGCAAUUGAUGUAUGGUCAGCAGGCGUUAUAAUGUUGUGCAUUCUUAGCAAAAAAUAUCCAUUUUUUCGAGCUGAUGAUGAUCUUACUGCAUUGGCGGAAAUAACCUUUUUAGUCGGAACUAGAGAGGUGAAAGAAGCUGCUCUUUCUAUUGGUAAAGUCCUCACUAUGAAUUUGCCAGAAACAACUGAAUCUAUAUCAGACAUCCGUAAACAACUGGGACCAUCUCGAUACCUUCAGGCCUUGUGUACUUUAAUUAUGCAAGAUCAGCCUUGUUAUGCACAUUCAUAUCCACAAACUAAAGAACCAAUUAUGCGUUGUAUGUUGUGCUAUGAAAUGUCUCGCCAGGUACCACAAAGUGCCUUUGAUCUCCUGGACAAACUGUUAGAUCCCAACCCCCAUACUCGAAUCACUGCCCAAGAUGCCCUAAUGCAUCCUUUCUUUACUGAGCAUAAUUAAGUAAAAUUAGUCAUAUGUGCUAAUCAUUAGUACUAUGAAUGGGUAUAUUGUAUUCUUCGUUGUUUUCGAAAGGAUAUGCAUUUUUUUUAUCCCCUCGGUGAAAAUUAUUUAUUUUUAUAUGUUCUUGUCUUCAUAUGUUUGCAUUCGUAAACUUUUUAUUGAUGAAAAUCAAUCUAUGAUGUUGAUUUUCAUUCACUGCAGGCUUAACAUUUUAGACCAGUUUCAAAUUAAACACAGCAAUAUUAAAAAGACCUUAAGAAAUGUUGUGUCUUCCGUUGUCACCCCAAGUGCUUUGUCUCUAGACAUUAGAUUAGUUUUCUACAAUAGAAGGAAAAGCCUGGUUUGAAACUUGAUUGAAUGCAAUUGAUUGUAAUGUACUUUUGGGAUUCUUGUUUACUUUUAUGGUGCUUGUAGAUAUUUUGAAUGUGCUUUUGUGAUGGUGUAUUUAAAUAUUGUACCUGAAUAAUGAAAAUAAGUGUCUUUUUUUUUCCUACUCAGUCACUUGAACAGUUGAAUGUUAUCACUUUUGAUAUUGGAAUUUUUUGAUUUCUAUUGCACAUUUAUAGAAUGUUGACUUUCAGUAAUAGUGAUGCUUGUAGUGGUUAAGCAUAUCUUUUCAUGCUUAUGUCACUUUUCGAGCUACCAAACAUCUGCAUCACUCAUUUUGUACACUAUUUACAGCUACCAUUUUAUGUACCUGAAAUCAUAUUUUCUAUGUGGCUUUCAGCAUGAAGGAUUUUCAUUUCAUAGUGAGAAACUAUCAAUGCAAUAAUAUCUUUGUAUUUAUUCCAUAUCUGAUUUCUUUUCUAAAGAAUGCUCUGACUUUUUCUAAUUGAAUUUGUAUUUAUGCAUUCUUUGAUGAGGAAUAACUAUCAAUCAAAUAAUAUCUUUGUAUUUAUUCCAUAUUUAAUUUCUUUUCUAAAGAAUGCUGUGACUUUUUGUAUGUGAAUUUCUAUUUAUGCAUUCUUUGAUGAUGAAUAACUAUCAAUGCAGUAAUAUCUUUGUAUUUAUUUCAUAUAUAAUUUCUUUUCUAAAGGAUGCUGUGACUUUUCUAAGUGAAUGUAUAUUUGCAUUCUUUGAUGAAUAAUUUAAUUUCUGUGUUGUGCCUCACAUCGAUUUUUUGGGCAACUAUCUAUCACUGCCAUUUCUAGUAGAAACAGCAAUUGUGGCAUAAGCAAAUAUCUGAUAUAACAGUUGCAUUUUGACAUAAGUGUAGAAUACUCAUUAAAUAGAAACUGAGCAAAUGAAGAAGUAAAAAAAUUUAAUGAGAUUUUUCAUCAUGCAGGUCACUAAAAUGUGUCCAUAAUUAUCAUUGUAAUUACAUUUUUAAAAUUUUUUAUGUAUGACGUUUGCUUACUAUUGCAAUAUUUUUCAUCUGUCAUUAAAAGUAAACCUACCACUCCAAUGUCACUAUAUUUGAAUCUUUUAUUAUUGUUAUUUUAACUAAAUUUAUAAUAGUUUACAAAUUAUUGUAUAUUUCUUUAUCAUUGUCAUUGUAUAAUUUCUAAACAUGCUUAAAUACAGUGGACUUUGUAUUAUUCA
This is a messenger RNA of Argiope bruennichi, 3138 nucleotides long. Its product is annotated as cell division cycle 7-related protein kinase-like. The transcript has 11 exons. The record is from RefSeq and is a predicted model, not a curated record. Gene Ontology annotation, molecular function: protein serine/threonine kinase activity; ATP binding. Bases 160 to 1596 code for a protein of 478 amino acids. Gene Ontology annotation, biological process: mitotic DNA damage checkpoint signaling; protein phosphorylation. NCBI's taxonomy places the organism in Eukaryota, Metazoa, Arthropoda, Arachnida, Araneae, Araneidae. Gene Ontology annotation, cellular component: nucleus.